AUGGCGCCUUCGCACUUUCUCGAGAUUCCGCGCCCGAGGACUUUCCUACAGAAGAUGUCCCUCCGCACCGGCGCCGAAAUCAUCACCUUCCUGCAGGUUAUUAACAAGGUGUCGGGCAUCUACGGACUCCUCGCCCUCAUCACGGGCGCAAACAUCGACGGAUGGCAGCUGUCCAUGUACCUGUACUCAACGAUUGCCCUGAUCGCCACAACAUUCCUCUACCGACACAUCAGACUACAGAGCCCGUUCGAGACGCUGCUGUUGGCACACCUAUACGCCAUCGACUCGGUCAUCAACGCCCUCUACACGACCUUCUUCGGCAUCGCAUGGUUCUACACCCUCGCUGCACAACCCGGUGACUCUGCCAUGCCGGGAUCGCAUGGCAUCUCUGAAAACGCGGGCUGGACAAGUCCCAAGUACAACGUCUCCAAGGUCGACGUGAUUGCUGAGCCAACCGAGGGCGUACAACCAGGCCAGAACGUCGUCGCAGUGGGACACGGCGCAGCGGCCGGUGCUGGACUCGGCAACGCAGUCUUCCAAAGCGGCAGCAUCAUGAGCAUUUCACUCAUCUCUGGUUUCUGGGCUCUGCGCGUCUACUUCGUCUUCGUCAUGCUGGCUUUCGCGCGCCAGUGCCUGCGCCAACACAUCGCCGCGAACGCUUCCUCUGCUGCUUGGUACAACUCGAACAACAUGCAGACCUCCGCCAACGACCUCGCUGAGAACCCCUUUAUCGAGAGCAAGGAGGAGGGCGCUGGUUGGAAGGGCAAGCUUGGCAGGGCUAUGCUUAGCGGCGCGCCCAAGUACUGGCUCGGCUCUGACGAGGAUGGCGAGUGGAUGCGCGGCGUGGGUGGCAAGUUCAAGAAGCCCACCCAGCUGGAACAGCCUGUUGGCUUCAACGAGCGCGAGCGACGGAGACGCGCUGGUACAGGACCGCCCGUUCCCCAACUCAACCUAGGAGUCAACCCUGAACUGCCGCGGUAA
Molecule: messenger RNA, 981 nt
Organism: Parastagonospora nodorum SN15
Lineage: Eukaryota; Fungi; Ascomycota; Dothideomycetes; Pleosporales; Phaeosphaeriaceae
Exons: 2
Coding region: 1-981 (326 amino acids)
Biological process (GO): inositol phosphoceramide metabolic process
Cellular component (GO): Golgi membrane; inositol phosphoceramide synthase complex
Molecular function (GO): inositol phosphoceramide synthase regulator activity
Source: RefSeq, a predicted model, not a curated record